This is a messenger RNA of Paramecium primaurelia, 410 nucleotides long. The record is from the annotation of a GenBank genome assembly. NCBI's taxonomy places the organism in Eukaryota, Ciliophora, Oligohymenophorea, Peniculida, Parameciidae.
AUGGGAUAGCUAAAUAAAGUAUUAAAAAAAGGAAUGGUAAAGGUUGAUCAAAAUUGGAAAAAAAUAAAGUCAAAUUAGGGGAUGUUAUUAGGAGGAUCAAAUUUCUUAAAUAAAAUUUAUUUAGAUGAAUCAAACAAAUUAUUAACAAUGGCCUAAAAUAUCCUCUUUAAGAAUUAAGAAUUCUUGAUUUUGUGACUGGAAUAAAGAGUUAACAUAUUUAUAUAACUCAAAAUAGAAAUUUAAAAGGAGUUAUUUAUAAAUUGGUUGAAAUAAGAAUUUAAUUGAAAAUAAUCAUAUUAAUAGUUAAAAAGCAAAAAAAGAGCUUGGAAAUCAAAUACAUUAGUAUUAUUGCACUGGUUACAUUAAUUAUUGAGUAUUAAAAUAAAUAUGAUUAUUUUUGGAUUGAAUGA